Paramecium primaurelia is the source of this 1957-nucleotide messenger RNA. Lineage: Eukaryota; Ciliophora; Oligohymenophorea; Peniculida; Parameciidae. The record is from the annotation of a GenBank genome assembly.
AUGUAGAGAUACCAUAGGAUAAAACUAAUAGGUUAAGGAAGUUUUGGAAAAGUAUACAAAGUAAGAAAUUAAGCAAAUGAAUUAAGAGCAUUGAAAAUAAUAGCAAAGAAAGAUUUCACAGAUCAAAAUGAAAUAGAGAAUAUGAAAAAACUUGAUCAUCCUAAUAUAAUGGCUAUUUAUGAGAUAGCUUAGGAUGAAAAUUAUUAUUAUAUAGUAAGUCAAUUAUGUGAAGGAAUUGAAUUAUUUGAUGAAAUCCACAAAAGAAUAAAAUAAAAUAAAAUCUUUUCUGAAGAUGAAGUUAGAUAUAUAUUCAAGUAGAUUUUAAGUGCUAUAGCAUAUGCUCAUGAUAAAAAUAUUAUGCAUCGUGAUAUCAAACCUGAAAAUAUUCUAAUUGAUCCUACAGAUUAACAUAUAAAAAUUAUAGAUUGGGGAUUGAGUAAAGAUAUGACCAAUCUUGUUUCAAUAAAAUAAAAAAUAGGAACUAUUGAUUAUGCAGCUCCAGAGGUACUCUUAGAAAAAGGGUAUGAUAAUAAAUGUGAUUUAUGGUCUUGUGGUGUAAUUUUAUAUAUUUUACUAUCUGGUGAAUCUCCAUUUCCAGGAAAUAAUACAGGUGAAAUAGAAUAGAAAAUUAUUAAAUCUAAAAUUAAUUUGAAAUUGAAAAUUUGGAAGGCAAUUUCAAAUGAUGCCAAGAAUUUAUUAUAACAUUUAUUAGAGAUUGAUCCUGUUAAAAGAUUUAGUGCUUUAAAAGCUUUAGAAAGUGAAUGGAUUCAAAAAUAGAGUAUAUCAACAAUUAAUGAAAUAUCAACUCAAGAAAUGCAAUUUAGACUUUUAAAAUUAUCUAGAUUUUGUUGUGAAAGCAAAAUGGUUUAAGCUACUUUCCAUCUUAUGAUAUAAUAGAAUUUGACUCAAGAAAAGUAUAAGUAAUUGAGGUAAACCUUUUAGGAACUUGAUAAGAAUGGUGAUGGAAAAUUAAGUAUAGAAGAAUUAAAAGCAUAUUGUAAUGAUGAUAUUGAUGUGGAAGAUUUAUUCAAUAGAGUUGAUACAGAUAAAAAUGGGUAUAUUGAAUUUACAGAGUUCUUAACAGCUGCAGUAGAUAUGAAGAAACUUGCUUCUCAUGAUUAACUUAAAGAUGCAUUCCAUUUACUUGAUUAAAAUGGAGAUGGAUUUUUAGAAAUUGAUGAAAUUAAAAAAAUUUUUAAUGGUAAAAUCUAAGUUCAAGAUGAAAAUUAAUGGGAUCAAUUAUUAUAAGAAAUAGACAAAAAUAAUGAUGGUAAAAUAUCAUUAGAAGAAUAUUAAGAAGCUAUAACUAAAUUUAUUGAUUACAAUUAACCUUCUUCAAAUUUUGCUAGUCAAAAUCCAAAUCCUGAACCAGAACCAAAUAUCACCAAAAAAGUUAAGUUAACUGAAUCCACUUAUAAACUAAGAAAUAGGUAAAUUAAUUGAUUUUAUAUUAUUAUUUUAUAAAUUGGUUGCACUGCAUGAAAAAGACUUAUAACUUAAAAAUUGAAUUAAAUAGUUCAAGUUCUUCAGAGAAAACUUCUCCUUAUUUAGAUAGUGAUGGAAAGUAUGUUAUUUAUAAGUUAUAUAAGGGAAUAUUAUGAUUAUUUUGAUGCAAUUAAAAUUGGCAAUAUAACUUAUGGUGAAGUAAGUGCAAAAAGAUGUGGAAGGAUUACUAUGGAAGAUAGAGUAUAUGAUCAUUGAUAUAAUUAAAUAGUUUUAAGCUAUUGCAGACUUUGAUGGAAAAUAAUAAUAAUUUUAUUUUGGAGUCUUUGAUGGUCAUGGUGGAUCUUAUGUGUCAAAGUUACUUCGAGAACAAUUACAUUUUCAUUUAAAAAAUAAUAAGUUUUUCAAUAAUGAUAUUGAAUAAGCAAUUUUAGAGAGUAUUGAUAGCUUUAUAUUUCUCAAAAAUUAGGUUUUAAUUAAAUGAAUAUUGAUAUUCUUAAAUAAUAACACUUAU